ACAGAGCUCAGUGAGUGUGUCCAUUCAAACACAAACUACCUGUUGUGUAUCUACACACUUUGGACUCCAGCUGCUGGAUCUUCUGUUCCUGUCUGCACCCAGGCAUUCUUUUGCAUGCAGGUUCUGGCCUGACUCGGUGAUGACCUCACUGCUGCUCCCCGGCAACGCCCACGCUGCGAUGAAGGACCUCUCCACUUCCUCCUCUACUCUCAACUUCCACUACCCUUCCUCCAAAACCUCCGUCGGGCCUUUCUCCCCGUCCUCCAGUGCCUCGUCACCUGUGUCACCCUUAGCGGUGGCCCCCAAGUCCCAGCCUUUCUGCCUCCAGACGGGGCCACACCUCAUCGCCAGCAUGCAGCUGCAGAAGCUCAACUCACACUACCAGAACCUGGCCGGGUCCUCUACGGGACAUUUGACGCCUAGCGGCAUGCAAAGGGGAUUCGCUGCGUCGCCUCUAGGCAGUGGAAACCAGAUCCUGGGGCCCGCUGGGGGCCUUGGCGGUGGGGGGAUGGGUGUCGGCAUCGGUAUGGGGACGCAGAACUCUGGUCCAAGUGGAGUCAUCGACUUUGACCUGGUAGAUGAGGAGGUUCUCAUGUCUUUGGUGGUGGAGUUCGGACUGGACCGAGCUAAUGAGCUGCCUGAACUUUGGCUGGGCCAAAACGAGUUUGACUUCAUGUCAGACGUGCAGGCAGGCUGCUGACCCACCACAACCAAAAGAGGUUCAUUUUUGUCCUGACUGUCAAAGAAACCAUUCAGAGACUUUUUUUUUUCAAGAAACUUUCAAGGCCUUUGUCCUCUUUAAUCAAACGAGUGCAUUUUUCCUGAUGAAACCGACCAUCCAACGGGAUGAGUGCCUCUUUUAUUUUGAAGGAAAGGAAGCAUGCGAGGAGGAGACACAAGGAGCCAUUGCUGUCUCCUAUUUCCUUUCCACGGUGGAGGCUUAAUGAGAACAAGCUGACGGAUUGAAACACAAAGAGACACCUGUUGGCCCCAUCGGGCCUCGGAGCGCUGCAGCGACAUGAAAGUGGGAUGCGUGACUUUAUUAUGAGAGACGGCGAGAUGACCAACAGUAAGCUUCCUGUUUUCUCAAUGGACAAUAUUCCACUGUGCUCUCACGGGAAAGAGCCUCCUCAUUCUCUCUCUCUCUCUCUGUCUCUCUCUCUCUCUCUGUUUCACAAGGAAAGUAAUUGUCUGAGACACGGUUAUCUGUGUGCACUCCCCGUUUUCUGCUUCUUGUUUGAAUUUAGUUCAAGCAGAACAUAGAACAUGUUAUUUAAGACAGUAGCUGAUAUCCAUCUGGACUUCAGGACAACGAGGGCUUCUGUGCACGUAAUGAAUUAGGUUGAGGGGGUCAUCAAGGUUGUUUCUUCACCAAAGCGGCCUUCGUGUUUUGUUGGCCGACUGUGUUGUUUUGCAUUGCUGCCUUAAUCCCAGCUGAGAGAAUGUUAUUUCUGCUGUGUAACCCCCGAAUCCUCCCCCCCCUUCCACUCCUCUGCAGAGAUCUUUUUUUUUUUGUAGUUUGCGUCGUCUGAGGAAGCCCUUCAUUUCCCUUUCUUUUCCUUCACCGCCCCCCUGCAGAGGCCUUCAGAACCAAAAUAGGUGUAAUGAACUGGAAUUCUGGUAUAUAAUACAUGUAUGUAGUAUACCAUCACAUACAAUGACACGUGUGUAAAGCAUUGACAGUAUUCAACCAGGUCUCCUAAUGAAUCACUUGUUUAACCAAAGUAGACUCUGAACUUGUUGUAUUUACCUUUGGACGUGUACAUCAGAGUCUUAUUUUCGUCUUGUCUGUCAAUUGCUAUCUGUUUCUUGUUUUGUUUAUCUUUCUAUGAA
This is a messenger RNA of Doryrhamphus excisus (bluestripe pipefish), 1833 nucleotides long. It is a transcript of the gene cited1, whose product is annotated as Cbp/p300-interacting transactivator, with Glu/Asp-rich carboxy-terminal domain, 1. The record is from RefSeq and is a predicted model, not a curated record. Lineage: Eukaryota; Metazoa; Chordata; Actinopteri; Syngnathiformes; Syngnathidae. Gene Ontology annotation, cellular component: nucleus. Gene Ontology annotation, molecular function: transcription coactivator activity. Gene Ontology annotation, biological process: regulation of DNA-templated transcription.